This is a messenger RNA of Microthlaspi erraticum, 591 nucleotides long. NCBI's taxonomy places the organism in Eukaryota, Viridiplantae, Streptophyta, Magnoliopsida, Brassicales, Brassicaceae. The record is from the annotation of a GenBank genome assembly.
AUGCCACUCAAGGUGGGAAGUGUGAUAGUUCCAACUGACUUUGUGGUAGUAGAGAUGGAUGAAGAACCCAAAGAUCCUCUGAUUUUGGGAAGACCUUUCCUUGCCACUGCUGGAGCUAUAAUUGAUGUGAGAAGAGGCAAGAUUGAGCUGAAUUUGGGUAAAGACUGCAAGAUGGUGUUCAAUGUAAAAGAUGUUAUGAAGCAACCAACUAUAAAUGGUGAGUCAUUUUACAUUGAAACACUUGAGCAGCUAGCCGAAGACUACUUGGAGGAAUUGGGAGUUGAGGAUAAGCUGCAGCUGGCUUUGACUAAGGAUAAUGAGGAGUUUGGAUGUCUACAAGCAGAGAGUAUGGGUUAUGCUUGGCUUAUGGACUCACACAGAGCAGAAAAGGGGACAGGCUUUGAGGAGUUGGUUCAGUCAGAAACGAAGAGCAUCCGGGAUGGAAAACAGGUUGAGAACCUGUUUGCUCUAGAGUCUAAACCGAAGGAGGAAAGCUCUCAAGAGCAAGGCACGGACGAUGACUGGUCUGAGCUUAAGGCUCCCAAGUCGAUCUCAAACCACUCCCAAAGGGGCUCAGGUAUGCGUUCUUAG